AUGGGUUGUGGAAAUUCAAGAAGAAUAUUCAGAAUCAAAAAUUGUCAAGACGAAGGGGAUACAUCAUUUCACGAUUUAAGAAUAAACAUUAGUCCUCCUCAGAUGGAGCAGUCUCCUGAGCUAUAUGGAGCUGAUCAAUAUGCAUACGAAGUUAAUGGAACGGCAUAUAAGAUAACUGUUGCAAUGAUCAAAACGCCUGAUGGAUCCCAGGUAAUAUGCUAG
Blepharisma stoltei is the source of this 222-nucleotide messenger RNA. The record is from the annotation of a GenBank genome assembly. NCBI's taxonomy places the organism in Eukaryota, Ciliophora, Heterotrichea, Heterotrichida, Blepharismidae.